Molecule: messenger RNA, 966 nt
Organism: Cricetulus griseus (Chinese hamster)
Lineage: Eukaryota; Metazoa; Chordata; Mammalia; Rodentia; Cricetidae
Source: RefSeq, a predicted model, not a curated record
AUGCCAAACUUCACCAGAAUAACAGGAUUCAUCCUUAUGGGGUUUUCAGACAUUCAGGAGCUACAGACAAUCUGUGGAGUGUUCUUCUUGGUAAUAUACCUAGCAGUCCUGAUGAGUAACACCCUCAUCAUCACUCUCAUCACCCUGGAUCUGAAGCUCCAAACACCCAUGUAUUUCUUCCUGAAGAAUUUGUCCCUGUUUGACUUGUUUCUUGUUUCUGUUCCAAUUCCAAACUUUUUUUUCAACAGCCUAACUCACAGAAAUUCCAUUUCCAUGCUGGGUUGUGCCUUUCAGAUACUUUUCAUGACUUCCUUUUCAGCAAGUGAGACACUUGUCCUGACUGCCAUGUCCUAUGACCGCUAUGUUGCCAUUUGCUGUCCCCUGCACUAUGAAUUAAUUAUGAGUAGUAGAAUCUGUGCACUGAUGUUGUGUGUUUCCUGGGUCACUGGCAUACUCUUUGGAACUGUAUAUACAGCUGGCACAUUUUCUAUGCCUUUCUGUGGCUCCAAUGUGAUCCCACAGUUUUUCUGUGAUGUCCCUUCAUUGUUAAUGAUUUCCUGCUCUGAAUCACUUGUGGUCAUUUAUGCAAGUCAUGGACUUGGUCUGUGUCUAGGCAUUUCUUGCUUUAUCUGUGUGGUGGUCUCUUACUUUUACAUUUUCUCUACUGUAUUGAAGAUUCCUACCACUAGAGGACAGUCCAAAGCAUUUGCCACAUGCAUCCCCCACCUCACUGUUUUCACUGUUUUCAUUGCUACUGCUUGCUUUGUCUAUCUGAAGCCACCCUCAAAUGUACCAUCAAUCACAGACAGUUUUUUUUCUGUGCUCUACACCCUGUUACCUCCAGCACUUAAUCCUGUGAUCUACAGUCUAAGGAACAAUGAUGUCAAAUGUGCUCUGAAGAGGUUGCAGCAAAAUCUCUGCGCAAUGGGUUCAUGUCAUUUAACACUUCAAAGCAACUGUCAGUGA